Megachile rotundata (alfalfa leafcutting bee) is the source of this 1928-nucleotide messenger RNA. RefSeq lists its product as uncharacterized. The record is from RefSeq and is a predicted model, not a curated record. Lineage: Eukaryota; Metazoa; Arthropoda; Insecta; Hymenoptera; Megachilidae.
CGAGGAAUCUAUGCUAAGUGUCUCCCAAAGCCAUAAAGAAGCACCCUAAAAGAGCGAACGAAAUAGAAGAAGCUAUUCUGGAGGAAUAGGACGAUUCUUUAUCAGCGAAAUUCGGAGCAAGUAUGAAGAACGAGGAAUCUCGGUACAUCUCAAGAAUCGCCUCCAUCGACGAGCAGAAGAGGUGUCAUCGUUGGCAGAGCUGAAGAACCUUUCAUCGCCGCAUUUCCGAGGAAACGAGCGAACUCGUGGUCGACUUAAUCUCAGGUCGACCCAUGCAAACCCUGAAACGACGCGAGAACGAGACGAGUAACCUGUUCAAAGGAGUCGUGGCGGAUUUGGUGACCGUAACUGAUCGAACGAGAUAGUAUCGAGUCCUUUCGCAUUAACCACGAUCGAUUUUAAUCGAGAUUACGAGGAAGUUAUCGCGAGGAAGAAGGGACUUCUUCGACAACUUCAUUUGGACGCCGCUGCUCGUUUCUCUUUAUCUGGGUCGAUUCUCAUUCCCGCGACGAACGUACCGCCAUUUCGCAUUCCCUCGCGUCGUGCACGUAAAAAUAUAACGAUCUCGGGGCUGGCUUAUGGCGGACGGAGGGUCAGCAGAGAACGGAGCUAGGCCACGCGAUACCACAGCCGAGACUGGUAUAAUCUCAUAAAACCUGCAGAAGAGUCCAUCCACGUGAGCGGUAAAGCCGUCGACGACGUUCCAGCGCUUGGAAUUGGUGCGCCGCUUCGUGCCGGCCACUUCCGAGCCGUACUCCGCGCGAUAACCCAGCCGGUUGCUGAAAGAAUUAUCGUCCGUACGACUCCAACCAAGAAACUCCGCCGGGAGGCUUCCGAUGAUCUCCCCAAAUCGAUCCUUACGAGAACGAGUCAAAUUAAUAUACCGAUACAAGUUCGACUCCGCGUGCGCGAUACGGGAAGCAACUCGUCGCUGAAGAUUUGCUGAAAAUCAGAGGAAAUGAGAUGAAAGUUCAUGAUCCUAGUUCCGCGGUUACCGAGCUAAGCGAACCUGUUGCUGGAAGAAUUAUUAUCCAAAAUUUGCUGCUAACCGGAGCUGCAUUCGCGGUGUUUUAUGUGAUAGGUGAAUUAAGUUCGCGGAAGAGGUCAGACGGCAAUUUUUAACAGAAUCCUCUACGGAGGUUUUUUAUACCAAGCCAUAUUUAUAUAUUUGUAGCAAGUAUCGACGUUUUACGGUAACAUGCAAGAAUCUUGGUACAACGUAAGAGGGCCAGCUUCGUAAUCUUCUGUCUUUGAAAUAACACCUUUUAAGGGUAUUGUUAUGCACGCGUACGGGCGUGUCUGACGCGUGGUCUGAAUACAAAGAAGCGAGAAAUGGAUCAGGUGCACGUGAAGUCGUUGAGGUCAGCCUCGAGGAGUAACCCGACGAAAAUGGCUUGCGAAAAGGCGACCAGACGACUGAGGACGAUCCUGGUGAAGGCGUCCCGCCUCGGCGUCUCGACGACGGAGGUUGCCAGGCUGCCGAGCGCCAAGAAGCUCAUUCCGCAAAGGGAUCACGGAUGGAAGUUGGCGGUGUUCCUUUUGCUGAUGUUCGGCGGCGGCGUGAUCGUCGCACUGGCCUGCACCGCAAGGAAAGGCUGCUCGAAGCUCGAGGAGAUCGAGGUCAGACCGAACAGCGUGAGGUUAGAGGUUACGGCUCGCAGGAGGCAAGGCUUGCGGCCUGCGGCUGGUUGCGGACGAGGGUCGAGGCUAACAGGAAGUGCUCUCUCACCGCUGGCCAAUGGCCGGCUGGCUACAUCGCCGACUGCCAGAGAAACGUUGCUACUCCUAUCCUCUGAUAUUCCCCGGGGAGAACGAUGUUCCAUUGUCCCUUCAGGCAAACAGAGAUAGAUACGUCGAAGCAAGAGGAAUCCACUCGCCGAGGAUAAGAGUGGAAGGUUAGCUGCCCGCUGCUUCCAGGCUGCCGCAAC